Nerophis lumbriciformis (worm pipefish) is the source of this 1233-nucleotide messenger RNA. The record is from RefSeq and is a predicted model, not a curated record. Lineage: Eukaryota; Metazoa; Chordata; Actinopteri; Syngnathiformes; Syngnathidae.
AUGGCUGCGGAGAUCCAUUCGAGGCCUCAGAGCGCCAGGCCAGUUCUUCUGAAUAAAAUCGAGGGCCACGGAGACGCUGUCACGUCUGCCGUUUUAAUUCCGAAGGAAGAUGGAGUGAUCACUGUCAGCGAAGACAGAACCAUCCGGGUUUGGCUGAAGCGAGACAGCGGUCAGUACUGGCCAAGCAUAUACCACACUGUCUCCUCUCCUUGCUCGUGUGUGUCAUAUCAUCAUGACAGCAGACGCAUUUUCAUUGGACAAGACAAUGGAGCAGUUGUGGAGUUUCUCAUCUCUGAAGAUUUCAACAAGAUGAACCAUGUAAAAACAUAUCCAGCUCACCAGAACCGUGUUUCAGACAUGGUGUUUACGCUGGAGAGUGAGUGGGUAGUCAGUACCGGCCAUGACAAGAGUGUUAGCUGGAUGUGCACCCAGAGUGGCAGCAUGCUGGGGAGACACUACUUCACAUCAUGGGCCUCUUGCCUACAAUAUGAUCAUGAGACUCAGCAUGCCUUUGUUGGCGAUUACUCAGGACAGAUCACACUACUGAAGCUGGAGAAGCAGACAUACUCCAUUAUUACUACGCUGAAAGGCCAUGAAGGUAGUGUAGGAGCCUUGUGGUGGGACCCUGUUCAAAGACUGCUAUUCUCAGGGGCCUCCGAUCACAGUGUCAUCAUGUGGGACAUAGGAGGACGCAAAGGACGAACUUUACUGUUGCAAGGACACCAUGAGCGUGUCCAGUCACUGCGCUACCUCCAAUUGACCAGGCAGUUGGUUUCUUGCUCAGCUGAUGGAGGAAUAGCAGUGUGGAACAUGGACACAACCAGAGAAGAGGCACCUCAGUGGUUGGAAAGUGACUCCUGCCAGAAGUGUGAACAACCUUUCUUUUGGAACGUCAAGCAGAUGUGGGACACGAAAACCCUUGGGCUCAGACAACACCACUGCAGGAAAUGCGGAAAAGCUGUUUGUGGUAGAUGUAGUUCAAAACGCUCCACAUUCCCACUCAUGGGCUUUGAGUUUCCAGUGCGGGUGUGUGAUACAUGUUUUGACUCUAUCAAGGAAGAAGAUCGAACCCCAUUGGCCACAUUCCAUGAGGGGAAACACAACAUUGCUCACAUGGACAUGGACCCAUCCAGAGGCCUGAUGAUCACCUGUGGAAGUGACCGCAUUGUCAAGAUCUGGGAUAUGACGCAGGUGGUUGGUUGUAGCUUAGCAACAGGCUUUUCUCCACGCUGA